CCUCAUCGGGCGUUGUCAAACUCGGUACUUACUUCAUGCCCUAAAACAAAUCCUGGGCCCAUCAGGCUGAAAUCGACUGACUCCCAACAUCCUAUCCAUACCAUGUACCAUGAGAACUACCCUUCUUUUUUAAUUUUAUUUUUAGUAUCCUAGUUGCCUAGAAAACGACAACAACAGCUAACAAAUCCCUCCCAAGUCGACCAUACUGGACCACCAGAUAAGACGCAGUAAGUAGGAGUAUGCUUUUGCUUCACUUCUCCUCUGCAACUCCAUCGACAGUACGCUAUCAGUUUAUUUGAUUGGUACAAGUAGCCGCCACGUCAGGUUUCUCCAUUUAUCUCCUCCUGUUUUCUCCAUGGUGACUAAGGAUCCGAAGGGGGGCGAGAACUGGAUGGAGCCCGAAGCCUCACUGUUUUUUUAUGUCGAUCUUUAGCGAUGACAUCACUGUGCAUGUAUCAUUCGCUGUACGAAGUACAGUAUGUGUGUAUGUAUGGACAUUGUAUGGAGUAGGGACAAGUGAGAGAAUGUUGUGUAUGCAUUAUAUGUUGUUGGAUAUUAUUAUUUUUUUUAAUAGAUUAAAUUUCCAUUGGGGUGAUUAGGGUUCUGUGGUUUAUGCUCGGAUGUGAAGAUACUACUCACUGCCCUUGGAGGCUGCACAGUCGAGGUUGGUUAAGGUACCAGCUUAUAUUCUUUGUAGAAACUAAUCGUACAAUUUAUCAAAUCUAAUGAUUUAACACUUAUUGCAUCGCGUGACU
Molecule: messenger RNA, 755 nt
Organism: Aspergillus pseudotamarii
Lineage: Eukaryota; Fungi; Ascomycota; Eurotiomycetes; Eurotiales; Aspergillaceae
Exons: 1
Source: RefSeq, a predicted model, not a curated record